AUGUAUGCGAUGUGGAGACUGCAAGUCUCCUUCUGUACUCUGUGGCUGCUGCUGUCCCUGUCGUCUGCUGCUGAGAGCAAAGCGCGGAGCUGUAGCGACGCGAGGCAAGCUUAUAACGCCAAAGGAUUCAGCCUCGUCAAUGUGCCUCAUCAGGAAAUAUCAGGUGAGCACCUGCGUGUGUGUCCCCAGGGAUACACCUGCUGCACAUCCGAGAUGGAGGACAGACUCAACCAGGAGAGCAAAGUGGAGUUCGAGAACUUGGUCGAGGAGAGCAGCCGCACUAUGAGGACGACAUUUGUCUCGAGGCAUAAAAAGUUUGACGAAUUUUUCUUGGAGCUGCUGGACAAUUCUGAAAAGUCUUUCAACAGCAUGUUCACAAGGACGUACAGGAAGCUGUACAUGCAGAACUCCGAGGUGUUCCAGGACCUGUUCACCGAGCUAAAGCGCUACUACACCGGGGGCAACGUCAACCUGGAGGAGAUGCUCAAUGACUUCUGGUCCAGACUGCUGGAGCGCAUGUUCCAGUUACUCAACUCCCAAUACCAAUUCACAGAUGACUACUUGGAGUGCGUCAGUAAAUACACAGAUCAGCUAAAGCCCUUUGGAGAUGUGCCCAGGAAACUUAAGGCCCGGGUCACCAGAGCCUUCAUUGCUGCCCGGACGUUUGUCCAGGGGCUAAUGGUGGGUCGGGAGGUCGCCAACAGGGUAGCCAAGGUGAAUGUAAUCCCAGCAUGUGUCAGAGCCUUGACCAAGAUGCUGUACUGUCCAUACUGUCGCAGCAUGCCGGGGCUGAAACCCUGUCACAACUACUGUCACAACGUUAUGAGGGGCUGUUUAGCAAACCAGGCAGACCUAGAUGCUGAAUGGAACCUCUUCAUCGAUGCCAUGUUACUGGUGGCAGACCGACUGGAUGGACCCCUCAACAUCGAAUCAGUUGUACAACCAGUUGACAUCAUGAUCUCUGAUGCCAUCCUGACCAUGCAGGAAAACAGCAUGCAAGUGUCAGCCAAGGUCUUUCAAGAGUGUGGCCAGCCGAAGCCAUCAGGAAUAGGCCGGUCUGCACGCGGCAUCUCAGACGUGUUCAGUUCUCGCUUCAGACCGUACACUCCCAGAGAGAUGCCAACCACAGCAGCUGGAACGAGCAUCGAUAGGCUGGUGAUUGACAUCAAAAAUAAGUUGAAAGAGUCCAAGAGGUUCUGGUCCAACCUGCCAGAUGACAUCUGUGCCAAAGGCAAGCUCACCGAGUCUGAUGACGAUCAGUGCUGGAACAGCCACACGAAGGGCAGAUAUUUCCCUGAAGUGGUGAAGGAGGGUCUAACCAACCAGGUGAACAACCCAGAGGUAGAUGUGGAUAUCACCAGGCCUGACACACUGAUACGACAGCAGAUCAUGGCUCUACGUGUCAUGACCAACAAACUAAAGAACGCUUACAAUGGAAAUGACAUCUACUUCCAGGACUCAAGUGACGAGGGCAGUGCUUCCGGCAGUGGCAGCGGCUGCUCUGACGGCUGCACAACGGAGUUUGUUUUUGUUGGAACAGAGGCUCCUGUGAUCGGAGCCGACAGAAGCGAUGAACGCGCAGCAGCAGCCGCAGGCAAGUCCUUUUCCCGCAGACCCUCCCUGCUGCUGGUGAUGCUCGCCCUCACGCUCCCACUCUGGGCAAUGCAGACUCAAUGGAGAUAA
Messenger RNA from Cyclopterus lumpus (lumpfish), 1683 nucleotides. It is a transcript of the gene gpc6a, whose product is annotated as glypican 6a. Gene Ontology annotation, cellular component: synapse; plasma membrane; extracellular region. Gene Ontology annotation, biological process: regulation of protein localization to membrane; regulation of signal transduction; cell migration. The record is from RefSeq and is a predicted model, not a curated record. The coding region runs from base 1 to 1683 and encodes 560 amino acids. The transcript is spliced from 9 exons. NCBI's taxonomy places the organism in Eukaryota, Metazoa, Chordata, Actinopteri, Perciformes, Cyclopteridae.